AUGACUGAUUCAUUGAAGGUCCUGAAAGACAGGCACCAAAAAUCAACAGGCCCCAACCUGGCUCCGGAAGUCCCCAAUCUGCAGCCCUCGAACCGUGGAGCUGUCUCGAGAUCUAACAGCCGCGAUCAGGAAGCCCCCGAAACAGUUGCCACGGAGAACCCAUCCAGAGCUAGGGCAGCGGUCAUCGGCGAGCAGCAGCCUUCAGUCCUUGCAGCGGAGAAAAAUUACAGGUUUCAGAGGGCCGCCGACGCCGAGACCAACAUCCUUCCGAGGGCAUACCGCAUCCGGUAUGAGGAGCUCUACGAAAACAGGUCGCAACGAGACGAUUUUUUUUAUCGCAGCAAAAAUAAUGGCGGAUCGAACCUCUUGUCCUUACAAGAGCUCAACGCCACCAGUUCCAUCGAUGACAUAUCCAUCGACUACACGUCUUUGUCGCUAUCACCGAUACACCGCAGGAACGACCCAUCGUCGCACAAAACGCGCUCCUACUGCGACAGAGGGAAGCCUGCAUGCGAAUACACUGAGGAUGAUUUAAAACAAAGGCCCUCGGAUCAAAAUUGUUCCCAAGAAAAUCUUAAUGAGUAUAAGAAGGGCGGCUAUAAGCCCAUUUUGAUUGGUGAACAAUUGGGUACCUAUACCGUCCUUCGUAAACUUGGGUUUGGACACUUCUCGACCGUUUGGCUAUGUUCAGAUAAUAGAGAGGACCAAAAAUAUGUCGCUAUAAAAGUUUUAAAGGCUGUUCAUUUGUGUGAUAAUAUGGCCAAGGAGGAGAUCUCGCUGCUUACAGAACUCCGAAGAAUUGGCUCCGAUCAUCCAGGCAGGAAACACAUCAUUGAAAUGGUGGAACAUUUUGAUGUCAGCAGUAUAAAUGGUAAUCACGUAUGCAUCGGAUUCGAAUUAAUGGGCCCAUCUCUGCUUCAUUUAAUUACUCAAAGCCAUUAUCAAGGCAUUUAUGAAGGAGCUGUUAAAUGUAUCAUACGACAAGUACUUCUAGGACUAUCUUACCUUCAUAAUAAAUGCAAAAUAAUCCACACUGAUCUGAAGCCAGAAAAUAUACUUAUCAAAGUAAACGACGCUUAUAUAAAAAACAUGGUUGAUAAGACUACGAGAUAUUCCGAACUCGGUUUACCUAUGCCCAGAAGUUAUAUUUCUUCUGAAAAUUAUGCUACUCAAUCAUUCGAAACUUUAAUCAAGUUUGCAUAUAGUAAUCCUGUGAUGAGCCCUGACGAGCCCGAACGUGUUCAACGAAGUUCCUCAUUCCCGUGUUUAUCGGAUCUUACGAACGAUGGAGAAACUACGAAAAUCUGCACCAGAAGCGAACUGUACGUUAGUCCAAAAAUCGAAGUCAAAAUAGCCGAUAUGGGCAAUGCAUGCUGGACGACUGAUAAAAUCGAAGGCACAAUUCAAACGAAGCAGUAUAGGGCACUCGAGGUUCUGCUAGGAGCCGACUUCAAUACACCAGCAGACAUCUGGUCAGUAGGAUGUAUAGCAUUCGAAUUAGCUACUGGAGAAUACCUGUUCAAUCCAAGGCACACACAGACAUUUAGUUCUAACGAAGACCACAUUCUUUUGAUAUAUGAAUUAUUAGGAGGUAUUCCUCCUUAUAUUGCCUCCCGUGGAAGGCGCUCGCAUAGAUACUUCGAUAGCACUGGAAACCUGAUUAUCUGCGAAAUGCCGUUGCUGCACAUUUGGAAAACCGAGGAUGUACUAGUAGAGAAAUAUGGAUGGAAGAGGGUAGACGCAAUCCCAUUUGCAGCUAUGAUCAACGCCAUGAUCGAACCGGAUCCGGAGCUGCGGAUUACCGCUGAUAAUGGACUGGUGCAUCAAUGGUUGAACGAUAGCUCCUCUUAAUAAAUAAAUAAAUAAAUAUCUGAAGGAGACGUUUGGAUUGAAACGAAGAGAUGACGUUUAUAUAACAGAACAGAGGUAAUCCUCCUUUACUUUAGUGGGAACGCUAUGAUGAAUUGAUGUAGGCCCUUUCAGCUGUUGCGAAGAAAACACGAAUAAUAGAAAAGAUUAAUAAGAAACGACCCUCAGGUACUAAUUAUACACCAAGUACUCUAGUAUCAUCAUAUGGUAGUCGGUUUUUGGGGCCAAGACACACAACAUUUUUUUGGAGCCACCUCACUCUACUGCCGCCAAUUCUAAAACGUUCAUAAUUAAACACAAUGUCGAGGGGCCCAUUCUAAUCGUGUUACUUAUACUUGUAUAAACUAACACUUACACACGUACACAAAGGAAACAACAACAACAUAUUAAAUUGAAACAAUGAUAAGAAUUAUUAAAAAUAAAAUCAUAAUUGUGUUACUUUUAAGCUAUGUAUUAGAGAAUUUAAAUAUAUUAAACUAAUUAAUUAAUAAAACGAGAGAAAAAUAAUAAUGUUAGCUACUGUUAAACAAAUUUGGAAUCUAUUGUAACUAGUAAGAUUAUUUAUUUGUAGUGUAAUUGUUUAGUUCGCUUGUACAAAUAUUACGAAUCAUACUUCUGGUAUCAUCACCUGGUAUGGACUUUGAAUUUUUGUUUUGUUUUUUGUUGAUUCAAGAAGAUUACAAAGAAAGGUAUACUGCAGUAUAACACCACUUGAUUUCACACCUAAAAAAUGGUUAGAAGACUGAACUAC
This is a messenger RNA of Nicrophorus vespilloides, 2620 nucleotides long. RefSeq names its product SRSF protein kinase 3-like. Gene Ontology annotation, molecular function: protein kinase activity; ATP binding. The transcript is spliced from 8 exons. Lineage: Eukaryota; Metazoa; Arthropoda; Insecta; Coleoptera; Silphidae. Bases 1 to 1851 code for a protein of 616 amino acids. The record is from RefSeq and is a predicted model, not a curated record. Gene Ontology annotation, biological process: protein phosphorylation; regulation of mRNA processing; spliceosomal complex assembly.